Molecule: messenger RNA, 1724 nt
Organism: Solanum lycopersicum (tomato)
Lineage: Eukaryota; Viridiplantae; Streptophyta; Magnoliopsida; Solanales; Solanaceae
Product: isoaspartyl peptidase/L-asparaginase 1
Molecular function (GO): hydrolase activity
Source: RefSeq, a predicted model, not a curated record
GUCAUUUCAUAACCCGCAUAGAUUGUAGCUUUUCCUAAUUCCUAGAGGAUUUUCGCAUCUGUUCAGUUUCUUAUCUCUCUAUAUAUUGUAGUUAUAUAAGCUGGUCUAUUGAUUUUGCAUCUGUUCAAUUUCUCAUACGGAUAUCACUUGUUACAUUCUUCCUACGCAAUCAUAACUAUUUAACUUCUUGUUUUCUUAUUACCUUGUUAGGAUGUUACUUGACUAUGUUUGAUACUUAGGUUGAAUAGCUUUUUAUCUCUGGCUUAUGAGAACAAUUGACCACUCUAACUGUUUAAUAUUAUUCAAUAAUAGAUUAUAGAAAUAUGAUCUCUGUUUGAUUCUCCAAAACUUCUCUAGUAAUCAAAAACAGAAAACUGCAAAUUUCUGAAAGUACUGACAUGGGUUUGGUUGUGAUGCUGAGCCUCUGAGAUUGAGUAGAAGUUUUCACCUCUCGCUAGCAUGCAGGAUGAUACUAUUGUUAAUUUUGAUCUUGUUUUAAAAGUGCUCUUACUCCCUGCUUUAGUUUUUCUUAUAAAUACAUACUUCAGUUCGUGCAAGGGGAAGUGUCUUACUGUAUAUGUGCGUGGGAAUGGUACUAAGAUACUUGGGUCCUCUGGGAGCCUUAAAACUUCUGGUUUCUGUAUAAUGAGUAGUUUACCUUUUACUGGUGUUAUGAUAGCUUUUUUUAACUGUCUUGGAAGUUGGAUCAAGCAGGUGCGGGAACUAGAAAAUAACCUAUACUUUAAUGCUGGUAGAGGGUCUGUCCUAACCAGCAAUGGUACAGUAGAAAUGGAAGCAUGUAUCAUGGAUGGGAAUACGAAAAACUGUGGAGCUGUUUCUGGCUUAACCACUGUUGUCAAUGCUAUAUCUCUGGCUAGGCUGGUCAUGGAAAAAACUCCACAUAUAUAUCUUGCAUUUGAGGGAGCCGAGGCAUUUGCGAGGGAGCAGGGGGUUGAAACCACGGACUCAAGCCAUUUUAUCACACCACGGAAUAUCGAGAGACUAAAACAAGCAAAAGAGGCAAACAAAGUCCAGGUUGAUUAUAAUACACGGCCUAUACCAAAAGAUGACAAAACACCAGCUCCAAGUGGAGAUAGCCAGCUAGGGACAGUUGGAUGUGUAGCUGUUGACAGCUUUGGACAUUUAGCUGCUGCUACAUCUACUGGAGGACUAGUAAACAAGAUGGUUGGAAGGAUAGGAGAUACUCCCGUUAUUGGUGCAGGUACGUAUGCAAACAAACUAUGUGCAGUCUCUGCUACAGGCCAAGGUGAAGCUAUAAUCCGUGCCACUGUAGCAAGAGAUGUGGCUGCUCUAAUGGAGUAUAAAGGGCUUUCUCUCAAGGAAGCAGCAGACUACGUUAUAGAGCAAUCUGCGCCAAAAGGAACCACUGGCCUGAUUGCUGUAUCAGCCACUGGAGAAGUUACCAUGCCAUUUAAUACAACUGGAAUGUUCAGAGCUUGUGCAACUGAAGAUGGUCAUACAGAGUUAGCAAUUUGGUAACUAUUCAUUAGAAUAGGUUAGUCUUUGUUGUAUAUUCUUGCUAUUGCAAAUCAUUUAGAGUAAAUUUACUAGAAUAUUUUCCUAAUUCCUAUUGUGUAUGGUCUAAAAUUAACUUCUAAUCACACCAAGGAAAUGUGACUUGAAUCUCCUUGACAUAAAAGAGGAUUCUUUCUGUAUAGUGUAAAGGAGGUUUAAAGAAUUACUUGGAUCAUGAGUUUGGUAUA